Messenger RNA from Choloepus didactylus (southern two-toed sloth), 12149 nucleotides. It is a transcript of the gene ADCY1, whose product is annotated as adenylate cyclase 1. Gene Ontology annotation, biological process: cAMP biosynthetic process; adenylate cyclase-activating G protein-coupled receptor signaling pathway; intracellular signal transduction. Gene Ontology annotation, molecular function: adenylate cyclase activity. Lineage: Eukaryota; Metazoa; Chordata; Mammalia; Pilosa; Megalonychidae. The record is from RefSeq and is a predicted model, not a curated record. Gene Ontology annotation, cellular component: plasma membrane. The coding region runs from base 333 to 3743 and encodes 1136 amino acids. The transcript is spliced from 20 exons.
UGCGCGCGCGCGGGGCUGUGCGUGCCGAGGCCGGCGGCCGCGGGAGGCUCGGCGCGAGCGCGCGAGGUGGCGUGGUUCCCGGUGCUCGGCUGUCGCAGCGCGGUGGCCUCGGACGGACCGCGGGCGCGGGCAGGCGGGCGGGCGGCGGGUGGCAGUGCGCAGGCGCGCGAGCCGGAGGGGGACAUGCUCGCGGCGGGCGCGCGGGGCAGCCGGCGCCUCUCCGCCCGCCCGCGUCCCGGCCGCCGCGCGCCGCCCGCCCCGCUCGCCGCCGGCCCCGCGCCCCGGGCGCCCCGGGGCUGGCGAGGGGCGCUCCCGCGGCCCGCGGCCGCUGCAUGGAGCUGAGAUGGCGGGAGCGCCGCGCGGCGGAGGCGGGCGGCGAGACCGGGGGCGCCGAGCCCGGGGGCACCGAGCGGGCGGCCGGGCCGGGCGGCCGGCGAGGGCUCCGGGCGUGCGACGAGGAGUUCGCGUGUCCCGAGCUGGAGGCGCUGUUCCGCACCUACACGCUGCGGCUGGAGCAGGCGGCCACGCUGAAGGCGCUGGCUGUGCUCAGCCUACUGGCUGGCGCGCUGGCGCUGGCCGAGCUGCUGGGCGGCCCUGGCCCCGCGCCCGGCCUGGCCAAGGGCUCUCACCCCGUGCACUGCAUCCUCUUCCUCUCACUCUUCGUGGUUACCAACGUCAAGUAUCUGCAGGCGCCCCAGCUGCAGCAGAUCGGCAAGCUCACGCUGCUCUUCAGCCUCACCUUCGCGCUGCUCUGCUGCCCCUUCGCGCUGGGCGGCCCCGCCAGUGUCCACAUCGGGGUGGCUGCGGGACCAGAGGCUGCCGAACAGGGCGUCUGGCAGCUCCUUUUGGUCACUUUCGUGUCCUAUGCCCUGCUGCCCGUGCGCAGCUUGCUGGCCAUCGGCUUCGGGCUCGUGGUGGCUGCCUCGCACUUGCUGGUCACAGCCACCUUGGUCCCCGCCAAGCGCCCACGUCUCUGGAGGACGCUCGGAGCCAACGCCCUGCUGUUUGUCAGCGUGAACGUGUACGGGGUCUUCGUGAGGAUCCUGACCGAGCGCUCGCAGAGGAAGGCUUUCCUGCAGGCCCGCAACUGCAUCGAGGACAGGCUGAGGCUGGAGGACGAGAACGAGAAGCAGGAGCGCCUCCUCAUGAGCCUCCUGCCCAGGAACGUUGCCAUGGAGAUGAAGGAGGACUUCCUGAAGCCCCCUGAGAGGAUUUUCCACAAGAUUUACAUCCAGAGGCACGACAAUGUGAGCAUCCUGUUUGCAGACAUCGUGGGCUUCACGGGUUUGGCCUCGCAGUGCACAGCCCAGGAGCUGGUGAAACUCCUGAAUGAGCUCUUUGGGAAGUUUGACGAAUUGGCCACGGAGAACCACUGCCGGCGCAUCAAGAUCCUGGGCGACUGCUACUACUGCGUGUCCGGGCUCACGCAGCCCAAGGCCGACCACGCCCACUGCUGCGUGGAGAUGGGGCUCGACAUGAUCGACACCAUCACGUCCGUGGCGGAGGCCACUGAAGUGGACCUGAACAUGCGUGUGGGGCUGCACACGGGCCGGGUCCUCUGCGGGGUCCUGGGCCUGCGCAAGUGGCAGUACGACGUGUGGUCCAACGAUGUGAGCCUGGCCAAUGUCAUGGAGGCCGCCGGCCUGCCGGGGAAGGUUCAUAUCACAAAGACGACCCUAGAGUGCUUGAAUGGGGACUACGAGGUAGAACCAGGUUAUGGACAUGAGAGGAACAAUUUCUUGAAAACUCAUAAAAUCGAAACAUUUUUUAUUGUGCCAUCCCACCGGCGAAAGAUAUUUCCAGGACUGAUACUCUCAGAUAUAAAACCAGCCAAGAGGAUGAAGUUCAAAACCGUCUGCUACUUGCUGGUUCAGCUCAUGCACUGCAGGAAGAUGUUCAAGGCCGAGAUCCCUUUCUCCAACGUCAUGACCUGCGAGGAUGACGACAAGCGAAGGGCCUUGAGAACAGCCUCGGAGAAACUCAGAAACCGCUCGUCUUUCUCCACAAACGUUGUCUACACCACCCCAGGCACUCGGGUCAACAGGUACAUCAGCCGCCUCCUGGAAGCCCGCCAGACAGAGUUGGAGAUGGCAGAUUUGAAUUUCUUUACCCUGAAGUACAAGCACGUUGAACGAGAACAAAAAUAUCACCAGCUCCAAGACGAAUAUUUCAGCUGUGCCGUGGUUCUCUCCCUGCUUCUAGCUGCCUUAUUCGGCCUUGUCUACCUUCUAAUAAUCCCACAGAGCACAGUCGUCUUGGUCCUCCUCGUGUUCUGCAUCUGCUUCUUGGUGGCCUGUAUCAUGUAUCUGCACAUCGCACAGGUCCAGUGUUUUCCAGGGUGCCUGACAAUUCAGAUCCGCACUGUUCUGUGUAUUUUCAUCGUGGUCUUAAUCUACUCAGUGGCCCAAGGAUGUGUGGCCUGCUGCAUGCCCUGGGCCUGGAACGCCACUCCCAACAGCUCCCUGGUGGUCCUCUCCCCCGGAGGCCAGUCCCCGCUGCUGCCCGCCCUGCCCUGCGAGUCCGCGCCCCACGCCCUGCUCUGCUGCCUCGUGGGCACUCUCACCUUGGCCCUCUUCCUGCGCGUGUCCUCCUUGCCGAAAAUGAUCCUCCUGUCCGUGCUCACCGCGUCCUCCAUCCUCGUCCUGGAGCUCAGCGGGUACACGCGAGCCGGCCGGGGCGGCACCCUGACUCUGCGCAGCCACGAGCCCGUCCUGGCCGUGCUCCUGUUUGCCUGCGCUCUUGCCCUGCACUCCAGACAGGUGGACCUCAAGUUCCGGCUGGACUACCUCUGGGCCGUGCAGGCCGAAGAGGAGCGAGAUGACAUGGAGAAGGUUAAACUGGACAAUAAGCGGAUUCUCUUCAACCUCCUGCCUGCCCAUGUCGCCCAACACUUCCUAAUGUCAAACCCCAGGAACAUGGACCUCUAUUACCAGUCAUACUCUCAGGUGGGCGUCAUGUUUGCCUCCAUCCCCAACUUCAAUGACUUCUACAUCGAGCUGGAUGGAAACAACAUGGGCGUGGAGUGCCUGCGCCUCCUGAACGAAAUCAUCGCAGACUUUGAUGAGCUCAUGGAGAAAGACUUGUAUAAGGAGCUAGAGAAGAUCAAGACCAUCGGAAGCACCUAUAUGGCGGCCGUGGGGCUGACGCCCACCGCGGGGGCCAAGGCUAAGAAGUCCAUCUCCUCCCACCUCAGCACCCUCGCGGAUUUUGCCAUAGAGAUGUUUGAUGUCCUGGAUGAGAUCAACUAUCAGUCUUACAAUGAUUUUGUCCUCCGAGUGGGCAUCAACGUCGGCCCCGUGGUGGCUGGCGUGAUCGGGGCCCGAAGACCGCAGUACGACAUCUGGGGAAACACAGUCAACGUGGCCAGCCGGAUGGACAGCACCGGGGUCCAGGGGAAAAUUCAGGUGACGGAGGAAGUCUACCGGCUGCUGAAAAAAUGCAGUUACCUAUUCGUGUGCCGAGGAAAAGUCAGCGUCAAGGGGAAGGGCGAGAUGCUGACGUACUUCCUCGAGGGAAGAACUGACGGGAACGCUUCCCAAACCAGGUCUUUAAACCUGGAGCGGAAGAUGUACCCUUUCGGGAGAGCCGACCUCCAGACCAGGCUGGCCACGAGCUGUCCGCCAGUGUCCUCCGUGGCCGGCUUCACGGUCAGAGCCGGGCUUGGGGCUCUGCAGAGCACAGGGCUCCCCACACACCCCACCCACCAGUACUGCCCUUCCGGAGCCGCUAGGAAGGAGGCUUAGCAGAGCCCCAUGCUGGCCGGCCUGCUGAGGGCCCACUUCAGAGCAAAUGAGGCAGAGGCCACGGGCAGUGGUUGCACCAAGGACCAGCCUGGCCAGAGGAGAGGCUUCUGGAAAGCCAGGGCUUGGAGACGCUUCUCUGAAGGUCUUCACAGAAGAAGCAUUGCAGCAGCUUGGAUGAGGGUGCCUUUGGCUUCUAAAACAAGCACACCCACUCCCGCGCCUCUGCACAGACCUUGAGGGUUUAUAGGCAGUGCGUUCAUUCAUUCAGUCUUUUCCUUCAUGGCCUAGGGAUGGGUGUUUGACCACGUUAGCAUCAGGUGUUGGGAACUUCAGAACAUCUGCCCAGGUGGUAGUGAGAACGGCGAAGGUGCGGCUGGUUGGGCUUCAGGUGACCAACCAGGUGAGGUCAGUGUCGGGGCUUCAGGCCUCAGAGCCCAACCAGUGCUGGGUCACGGACACGCAGGCAGGAGCGUGGAGCAGAGCAGGUCUCAGACAUGAUGGUUCGAGGAAAUUGGGGUGCCCUCUCUCAGCUGCACGGAGAGCGGCUGCACCGGCUUUCUGCAGGUGUGGUGUGUUGCUACGUGAGAUCUUCGAGGACCUGGCAUCCCGCUUCCGUAAGCAUGACUGUGUUGGAGCGUCACGCUGCUGGGACCUCCUCCUCCCUGCCCCAUGGGGACGGCAAGUGGCUUUUAGUCCACCUGACAAGCCACUUCUUACAUUUUCAUCUUUUGGCCAAGGGAGAAAAGGAGAUGGGCCUCAUUUCUUAUCUUUUUCAGCUAGGGUUCUGGGUUCCUCUAAGCUGAGGAGCACAGAGCUUUAUUUUGAAAACAAGUGAGCCUUGCCCCAUGAGAUCUGACUGGAUGGAACCUGUUGUCUCUCUGGAUAUGUCAUCUCAGAUUCAGGCUGUUGUCAUCAGACCCAGUCUCGCAGGGGCAGGCGGUGGCACAGCACUGUUGAAACGGAGGCAUCUCUGGCUCGGGCUUCUUGAUGGAUUGUGAUGGACAUCAGCACUGAGGACAGGUGCUGGGAAGCAAGCAGGAGAGAAGAGGGUCUGAGAGGCCCAGAGGGAGAGGCCCGGCCAGGAACCGCCAGGCCCAGCCGGGCUUCAGCUCUGGAUCAGAGGGAAGGACCCCCGGGAAUGGGAGGGAAGGGCCGGUGGUCUCUCCUGGGGCCGGCCAGGAGGGUAAGCGUCCAGAGCCCACAGCUCCUAAGCCCACCCAGGAGGGUUUGGGUGGACGGAGGUGAGCCCUGCCACGGUCACAGCCAGCGGGCUUGAGAGGGCUGAAUUCAAAGACCCUCUCCCCAGCCCUCCCCAGGGGCCUGGCACGGGCUUUUCCCUCCUGAGAAGGCUCAGGGAAAAGGAGACGUGACACCCAGGCAGGGUGGUAGCAGCGGCCAUGGGCAGCAGGGGAUGUAGCGUUCCUGGGGCGGGAAAGCCGGGGUGGCAGGGCGGCCUGCAGUGGCCAUGGGGCAGUGGCCUCUCUAACCUGUUGGUGAGCCUGUGCAGCUGGGAUGGAGCAGGGCCUGCUCAGAAGGCCCAGAGCUGUGGGUAGCCCGACAUAGUGAGGAAGGGCACCUUUUACUUUUGGGGCUGGGGCUUCCUGGGUGCCCGAGCCACGCCCGCUGUCGGUAACCCCUCUGCCCCUACCCUGGCUCUCUACUGCAUUCCCCUUGCCUGGCUCUCACGUCAGACCCAGGUGGGGUGAGCCAGGCCUUCCGUGUCACUGCUGUGCUCCUGGGGACAGCAGGACUGCGAGGCCUGAGGGCAGGGGGCUCUGGGGAGGGAAUGCAAGCAGAGGGCUGCCACCCCAUGGGGCAUCCACCAGGCCCUUGCAUGUCUGCAGGAGCUCCGUGCUGUCAGAUUCCCCCGCCGCAGGGGCUCCUGAGAACAGGCCAGGCUUCUUUCUGAGCUCCCGCAGUCAGCUUGGGCUGGAGCUCAGGGUGCGUUGAAUUGUGCAGAGGUCUCCUGAGUGAAUGGUGAUCCUGGCACCCAGGAGGAGCUGUUAGCUGGGGUCAAGGGUCCAAGUGGGUCUGGCACAGAGGGGGACCCUCCCCCAGAGAGAGACAGCAGGGGGAGGAGGGAGAGAAGCUGCAGAGGGGGCACCCCAGCUUCCCAGGCUUUGGUGGUUGGGUGCCCAGGCUCCUCCCAGCUCCCUCAUGGGUCACACCCUGUCAAGCCCCGGAGCUGGGAGCCAGGGAUGCAGGGUGGCAACGCGGCCCCUCGAGCAGCUCACGCCGUGGAAACCUGCUGCUCUGCCUCUGCCCGCCACCACGCCCUGCCACCUCCUCCAUGCCUGUCUCUGCCGGCUCUGCAGCGAACACCUCCAGUGUGGUGACUGAAUGUCCCCUUGUGCAGUGGGGCUGUGGCACAGGUGGCUGUACCCCCCCAAGGACUUUGUCCCUGCGUCUCCUCGCGAGACCCCCAGGGGUGCCAAGUCUCAGCUCAUCCCAAGCAGCUCUCAGACCCAGGAGCCAGAGAGAGGGGUCCAUGCUGGCUCAGCCACCUGCCCUCCCCUCAAGUGGGGCGCUCCUUGCCAGCAUGCCAGGUCCCGGCCAGGAUUUGUCUCUGCUUCCAUCUCCUCUUCACCUCUACCCCCUCUUCCUUCCCUCCCCCCCCAGCACCAUGUGACUGGAUUGGAAGCAGGAAGUUUCAAACACAGGCUACCCAGAGCCCCCCUUGCAUGCAGGGGCUGGUAGUGAGUGCGGACCUGGCUUGUGGGGCCUUGGGCUCUGCAGGGGUUCUGCGCCCCUCCUCCAGCAGAUGCCCAGGGCCGUCCGUGAGCAGGUGCAGGUGAGGGCAGGAUCAGAAAAGCAGUGAGCUUGGGGCCACCCUGGGAGCAAAAUCACUUCUGUUGCCCUGCAGGGGCAGGGCUCCUCCAGUGAAGCUUGUGGUGUGUGGCAGACAGGAUACUGCCCCCAGUGGUGUCCACGCCCUAACCAUGGGGCCCGUGAACAUGCCUUCUGCAUGGCAGAGGGCACUUUGCAAGAUGGAGUUAAGAUUACGGGCUUUAAGAAAGGGAGGUCAUUUCAGAGAACCCAGGUGGGUUCACCGUAACCACGUGGUCCUUUACAAAGGGAGGAGGGAGGCAGGAGGGUCCGACAGGAAAGGGGAAUAAGAGGUUAGAUUCAAAGCAUGAGAGGGCGUUGGUUCGUACUUGUGAUUUGAAGAUGGAGAAGCCACAAGCCGGGAGCGCCAUGGCUGUUAGAAGCCGAGGACAACCCCAGCCGACAGCCAGCAAGGAAGCCAGGACCCCACUUCUCCCACCAUGAGGAAAUGGAUUCAGCCAAUGGCCCCAGGGAGCAUGGGAGCAGAUUGAUUCCCCAGCUCCUCCAGAGGAAAACCCAGAGUGGCCGAUACCCCGAUUUCCACCUCGUGAGACCCCGAGCAGAGAACCACCUGGCCACGCUGUGUCCAGACCCACGAGAUCAUCAACACAUGUUGUUCUGAGUCACCAAUGUGUGGCCUUUUGCUAUGGCAGCCAUUGGAAACACAUCUAGGAGCCCACCCUGCACCUCGGGGCCCUUGACUAUUUGUAAGUGGAUAACCAGUGGCCACUUUUAAGGGUUUCUUCUUAAAUGAGCAAGUACUUCCUUCAUCAGCAGUAAUUCCAAAUCCUACUGAUUUCCUGUUAGCACAGGAACCGUAAUUAGCCAUAAUGUCCUUUGGGGUUUGGUGAAAAAGCGACUCCCUUUUUACAUGUGAUCAAACGGUAUUAUAUUGCCUUAUUUAUUUUUACUCUUGUACACUCUUGUCACCAACGCUAGAGCCUUCCAGUUAGGAUUCUCUCAAGUCUUAAAGCCGUUCUGUACAUAGUGCACCAAUUGCAGGUGUUGCCUGUUCACGUGUACCAAAAACGACAACCCUGAGACCGGGGUGGAAGGCACACCUUGCCCAGGUGUGGUGAUGUGCAUAACGCCUGCCAGGCCCCUGCUUGGUGCCAGCCCCACCCUCUGGAAAUGACCCCUCUACGUUCCCUUAGCGACCCUUGCAUGCCUCUCACACCUGCUGUUGGUAGAACAGCAGGGGCCCAGGAAUGUCUCCAGCCACUGACCCAGGGCCCGGACCCGCCUGCACGUGUGUGUCCAUCAGCGUGGACGCCACAGACACAGGUGACCUGAGCUGCCAGGCUGUGCUUAUCAGGCUCUAAAGCUGACCCGUCCUUACAGCCUUCUGUCACUAGAAGCAAUAACUCUAACUCUAUACUGUAGAAACAAGCCUGGCUCAGAGUACCUUUGCAUUUCAGAGACAAGCCAUGCAUUUGAGUUUGCCUGAAUUUGAAUGCGUUGGGGGUUAUUGCUGAGCCUUCCAAAGCCUCCCUGCCCCCUUUCAUGAAGUCCCAGUUCUGGGCACAACUGUGGGUUGGACUGUCCAUGGAGGUAAAGACUGCAGCCCGGGUGUGGGGAGCAGGCAGAUCUGUUUCAAACACUUUUACGGGUCGUUUUGUCAACAUAGCCUUGGGGCAAGGAUGGAGGGAAGGCAAGAUCUGUUUGAUUCAAUGAAUAGAAGGGGGUCAGUCACUAAAGCAUCUCACAGCCAAGAGUUAAAAGGAUAAAAUCCCAAGGCUGAUGAAUGAGGUGCAUUUUAGAUAACUGGUGAGGCAUCGAGGCUUAUCCCUGAAAUAACCAUGCUAGUCCCGGCUCGUCUUCCACUGUGUUUUCCUGGUGGGAGACAAGCCCUCUAGACAGGAUGCCUGCCUUUUGGGGGCAGGAAAAAUUAGGGAACACCUGAUCUGGAGGAUUCGGGUGUCUGGGCCUCGAACAGGAUUCAGCUAGCCUGCAGAGAGAACGUAUUUUAUUUCAACUCAAAAUCAGUAGAGUGCUUUGCUCUCCUACUAGCAACCUAGAAAUAUUGUUUAAACUACUUGUCUGAACCUGCCACUUUCCAAGGAAAGAAAGUAAAACAGCCUAGCAAGAACCGUGUCUUUGGGAAACUGUGGACCCAUCAAUGUUUCCUGCAAGUCAGAGUGCAUUUCCUAGAAAGCUGUCUGGUCUACACUCCCCACAUGGAAGGUAUAUUGCACACAGCAUGCUUGUACAUGGUUUAUAAAGUAACUGAUGCACAGUUUUACACUCUUCACUGUAUACAUUAUAGUCAGAGAAGGCAAUUAUAUACUGAUAUAUCUUGCACAUGUAACAAGAGCCGGCUAAUAGAUUGGCUGGUAAUACUUUCCAAUUCUGAAAAUUUGCAGAUCUAUUAGCUACAUACAAAUUGACACAACCACCACCCUCCAACCCAAAGCUGACUUGCUUACUGUCAGGCUCUUUUAAGAUAUUUUGUAAUGGCGUCAAUUAAAACAAUUUUAAAAGCACCUUAUAAGAGGCAAUUUGAUUGUAAACUAUUUGGUUUGCUAAAUAAAGGGCAUGCCGCAAUGCAGGCUGGGAGGUGAAAUAGCAGGACUCUUGCCCUUGGGCUUCAGGACAUCCUGCCUCCCCAGUUACAGUUUGCUUUCAAGGUUCCUGGCUGAUUUUUGAGCCAGCAGUCCCUUAUUUUCAAUUAAAAUUCCAUGUUAGAUACUAGCACACUGUUGAUGAAAAAUGUGAUCAUUUCUCCAUGAAGUAAAUUGGGCUUUGCAUUCAUGACUCCUGACCUCAGAGCAGGGAGCUGCCCAGGGGGGUGAAUUUAAAUUAGAUUCAGGAGGGGUCCAAUAGAGAGCUCAGCAGCAGGCUCUUGAGCUCAUGUACCCUGCCCCAGAGGUACGUAUUUUUUGAGGAAUACAGGUAUCCAAAACAGUCAUGGGCUUACUAAUCAUUUCAUUCUCUUUGGCACAGAGAGAAGGGCUAGCGGCCACGUGCCAUAGUUGGCCAAGUGGCCAGUGGGGACUCGGGGUCAUGUUGGGCUUUCUCAAUGCCAGUCUACCCUACUCGUUAGGUUGCAAACCCCUCUCCCCAGCCAGGGCCUGUGAGCUGCACCUACACCAUGCAGAGGCUCAUGGCCAAGGCACUGGGGGAAAGGGGCCUCCUGGGGCCAUGGGUGUGAGAACCACCUCCCACUUCCUGAGGCCAUCAGAUGGACCCCAUUCCAAAAUGUGGAAACAGAACCAGGGGUAGAAGUUCAGGAGAGCAGAAUUGGAUUCAUGCAAGAGAAGACUUGUCUUUUAGUGGUGAGUUAUCCAUAAAUGGGGUAGGGUGGUGAGUGCCCUGGCCCUGCAGGGCUUGCUUGCCGAGGAAGCGCUGGCCUCCAAGGGGAGUAGGUGUCUGUGACUCUGUGUAAUAGGAGAGAGCAUGGCCCUGGGACAGCUGCCUGUGAGGCCAGUGGCACCUACACCACACCAAGCCAGACGCAGAGCAGAGCCGAGAUUGGGGGGCCCUGGCCAUGGUGGUUUGUGAUUUGGCCCUUGGAAUGCUUUGGGCUCUUAACUUACAUCUGUGUGUAUAUUUUCAUCUCAAAGAAUCUGUUUAGCCCUAGGAACCUAACCCCAAAACAUCCAUGUCCAAGUGAGAGCUGAUAGCCCUCCUAGCCAUGUUUCAUCUCCAUGAAACCAACUGGGACGCUUGAAAAUAGUCCAGUGACUUUUCUCCAUUUGACCCCAUUUUUUCACACUUAUUUGUGGCAGAUCAUGCAAUGUGCUGUGUGAACAUUUGUCACUCUCCUCUGUCCACUCCAUAAACAGCACAGACCCUGAUUUCAGAGACCACCUGUGGGGCCUAGAGUUUUCCUAAACACAUUGACUAUGGUGAUGACUCAUACAUUUGUAUUUUUUUUAAUUUCCGUGGAAGUAUAAUCCAUUAUGUCUCAUAUCGAAUGUGCUCAUGCUCAUUACCUUAAAAAUAAUUACUUGGCUAGAGGCACUGAUGAAUAGAAAUCAUUUUGCAUGUGUGUAUUACAUAGCAUCAGCAAAAUAAAAAUCACUAAUUUGGUCCCUUGAUUAAGAUACUUCACGUAAGGAACAAAAUUAAAUUUUUGCGUACAGCCAGAUGAUCCCCCCACCCCUCCGCCGAGACAUUUGGUGAAACCAUUUUGAAGUACUCUUGGCUUGAUCUCGCUUGGAAAAUCCUGAUCCUCUGAGGGAUGGUUUGGUGCAGUGGUCAGCAGAAAUAGCCUCCCAGCUGCCUGACAAGCAUCCCGUCCUUGGGCUCCAUUUCCAAACAACUGCUCCAUGAAUAAGAAAGUCUCAUAUUGUAGUUUUCUUUUUAAGUCCAUUUCUAAAAUAGCAGCCCAGAAAUACAGUAUUCCAGGGACAUUGAUGACCUAAGCAGUCAUAUUUAUUUUUGUUUAGUAGCUCGGUUUUGCUUUUUAUUUUGUUUUUGUUUUAUUUGGUUUAUAUGUGUGUUUUUGUUUCGUUUGUUUGAUUUUGCUCUACAUGAGGGCCUCUGGGGAGAGCCCCAAGGUGGGUGUUGGCCCCAGAAAACCAGGAAGGAGGCACCACAAACCCUCUUUGCAUCGUCCCUCCCCAUUGUCCUGGCAGCCAAGGUACUUCCCCGCCGAGGGGCUUCCAUCUUGAGCUCUCUGUUUGCCAGUUGGCUUAAACCUUGGCUGUGACAUGCUAGGGCACGGGAAAAGGAAACAAUAAAAUGUGGUCGUCUUGGGUUGUGGUUCACAAUUGACUGGAAAAAAACAUCUUGGAAAUCAGAAAACCAACCACAAUAGCAACCAUCUGGCCUAAAGCUGGCUGCAAAUAACCACCAUUUAUUUCUUCGACAUGUGAUAUGUCUUAGUCGUGUUAGAUUUCAUUCCUGUGUGAAAUUGGUGAGUUCCUUUCUACACAUCCUUAGAUUCAAUAUGUUCUAUGGUAAUAAUUACAGGGAAAAGGGCAAUAAUCACUCUCUUCUCUAAAAUGUGUCUCCAAUUGAUUUCUCUGUGUGACCACAAAUUAAGGAAAGAAUAAUUACUAAUAUCCAAAUUCAGCUUUAUGGUGAACACUAUCUUUUUAAUGCUUUUUCUCACUUUCUUUUUCAAACAGCUGGCAGAGAUCAGUCUUCUUAUAAUAUUUAUUUUGCAGACAAAGAAUCUGUUGAGGCCCAGAGAGGUCACAGAUUUUAGCAAAGUCACAUGACCAGUGGGUGGCCAGUUCUGUCCAAUUCUAAGCCCUGAUUGUUUUCCAUUAUAGUUUAUUGCCUUGUGGCUUGCUAAUGAUAAAAUCAGCAAACAUUGUGUUGGAUUUGAUGUCGAACUCUAGUUAAUGGGGACACAAAUGCCCACCAUGGACAAGAGGAUGACUUCAGGACAGUUGCUUCUGGGCAGAGUUUGGGCCUUGCCCCUGGGUGGGCAAGGUGUGGGCUAACAGCCUGUCCGUGGACGUGGGCUCAGGCUGCAGGUGCCUGCCCUCCUGUGCUGGCACAAUCACACUGCCUUCCUUGACCCCAGAUGGCUAAAUUAGAAAAAUGCAUAUCCGUAUUUCUUCUUCAGCAGGGUCCGCAGUACAACUGAUCCCCAGCAAGGAAAUAAAAUGUUAAGCAUGGACAAUC